AUGGAUCUGCAGCGCCAGCAGACUUUGGAUUCAUCACCUACAGAGAUCAGCCUCCUCCAGAUGGAAAGGGUGUCUGGUCUCAGAGAAGAGGGAGCAGAGAAAUACCUCCAGAUCUGUCUGAAUCUGAACCUGUUACCAUGGCAACUUUUCUACAGGAACACCAAAACAUCAUCCAGGUAUGGCAACAUCCCCUGCAAAUUCAUUACCCCAGGAUCUCCUACUAUCCACCAGCUGGAACCAAAGAAAGACAACAUUGAAACUCUGACAAGAAUUACUCUUGGUGAAAAAAAUCUAAACAAGAUAAACAAAACCAUCUUACUUGUUGGUGAAACAGGAACAGGAAAAUCUACUCUGAUCAACGCUCUGGUCAACUACGCCAUGGGAGUGGAGUGGGAGGACGAUGUCUGGUUUAAGAUAGUAGAAGAAGAGAAGAGAAGUCAAUCAGAAAGUCAGACAUCAGAUGUGACCGUGUACCAGAUCUUUGGUUCUGAAGAUAAACCUCUGCCCUACUCUCUGACCAUCAUCGAUACUCCUGGAUACGGAGACACCAGAGGGAUUGAAGAAGAUGAAAUCAUCAGUCAAAGAUUAUUUGACUUGUUCCGCUCAGUUGAUGGAGUUCAUGAGAUUAAUGCAGUGGGUCUGGUGCUGAAAGCGAGUGAGAAUCAGUGAGGAUUGAGUGACCGACUGAGGUACAUCUUUGAUUCAGUGGUGUCUCUGUUUGGAAAAGACCUGGAGAAGAACAUCGUCGCUCUCAUCACACACUCAGAUGGAGUGACACCUGAAAAUGUUCUACAAGCUCUCGAGGAUGCAAACAUUAAGUGCGCCAGAGAUGAAGAUGGUGAUCCUGUUCAUUUUAUGUUCAACAACCGCCAAAGCACAAAGAAAACAAAGAAGAAUAAGAUUGGUCUUAAAAGUGCAUGGGACUUAACAAUGGACCAAAUACGUCUAUUCACUGAUUUCCUAAAAGGAAAAUCCCCUCAAAAGCUGGAGACAACUGUUGAAGUAUUGAAUUCCCACAUCAGCCUGACAGCGUGCAUCAACAACCUGCAAGAGAGAAUCGAGAUGAUUGAUCUACAACAAGAAGAAAUCAAGCAGACUCAGGAUGGUCUGAAGAAACAUGAACAAGAGAUGAAUAAGAAUGAGAAGUUCACUAUAGAAGUUGAUGAGGUCUUCAAAGUUAAACAAAAAGUCGGCAGCGAGUGGAGAUGGUGGGCACUUGGGUUAAAUUAUGGAGGAGCUGUCUGCUGUACUGUCUGUCAGGAGAACUGUCACUAUCCCUGUACACUGGCCUGGUAUCCAGGACACUGUGAGGUCAUGAAAGAUGGCCGCUGCACUUCAUGCACCAGGAAGUGUCCUGCAUCAGAUCAUGUGAAGGAACAACAAUGCACUGAAUGUGAGGGUAAGUGUUCAGAUGAAUCAAGUCAUGUCAAAACCCACUGGAUCUAUGUGACCAAGACAAGGAAAGUUCAGAAGACCAUCCAAGAUGUUAAAGACAAGUAUGAAAAGAACAAGGCAGAAAGUGAGAUAAAGUCGAACCUUUUGGAAACUCUUGAGAAGAACAUGGAAAAACUACAGAAAGACAAGGAUCAGUGGUUGGAGGAGUCCUUUCAGCAUGUUGUCCAACUGGAGCAGAUCGCCCUGAAUGUAAAUUCAGUGUCCACUCGUGUCCACUUGGACUUCCUGAUUGAGAAGAUGAAGGAGAAAGGAGACACGAAGAAAGAGAAGAAACUGGAAGAGAUGAAACAUAAAAUGGAUAAAGAUAAAGGAAUCAAGGCAGCGAUGAGCUACAAGUUUAGUAAACUAAGAGCAGCAGUUGGUAUUUAAAGAAGUAGUAGAGAUGAAGUAGAUAA
This is a messenger RNA of Etheostoma spectabile (orangethroat darter), 1850 nucleotides long. RefSeq lists its product as uncharacterized. NCBI's taxonomy places the organism in Eukaryota, Metazoa, Chordata, Actinopteri, Perciformes, Percidae. Gene Ontology annotation, molecular function: GTP binding. The record is from RefSeq and is a predicted model, not a curated record.